GACCGCUUUCUGCGCGUGACGCAAUUCCUGUUUGCGGCCUGGAGGGUAGAGAGAGGCUGUCGCUGCCGUCACCGACCAGACAGCGGGAAGGAACCUGCUCCUGAGAGGAGAAAAGGCGAGUGGUGGCAACGGAGUGCUGCGGGAGCCCUCACUGACGGAGAAGAAUUCGCUGCGGAACUUUGGUAACAAAGAAAUCUAAAACAUGGUGGAUUAUUAUGAAGUUCUAGGAGUGCAUAGGCACGCAUCACAAGAAGACAUCAAAAAAGCGUACCGUAAACUAGCAUUAAAGUGGCACCCUGAUAAAAAUCCAGAUAACAAAGAAGAAGCAGAAAGGCAGUUUAAACAACUAGCUGAGGCAUAUGAAGUCCUGUCAGAUGCUAAAAAACGUGAUAUCUAUGACAGAUAUGGAAAAGAAGGCUUAAAUGGAGGAGGUGGAAGCCAUUUUGACAGCCCAUUUGAAUAUGGUUUUACAUUCCGGAACCCAGAGGAUGUCUUCAGGGAGUUUUUUGGUGAAAGGGACCCAUUUUCAUUUGACUUCUUUGAAGACCCUUUUGAUGACUUUUUCGGUAACAGACGAGGGACACGUGGAAACAGAAACCGAGGUGGUGGAUCCUUCUUCUCUGCCUUUGGUGGAUUCCCUGCCUUUGGGAGUGGGUUUCCUUCGUUUGAUACAGGUUUUACUUCGUUUGGUUCUUUGGGACAUGGGGGCCUUACUUCAUUCUCCUCAACAUCAUUUGGUGGCAGCGGGAUGGGUAACUUCAAAUCAGUAUCGACUUCGACUAAAAUAGUGAAUGGCAGAAAAAUUACUACAAAGAGAAUUGUUGAGAAUGGACAAGAGAGAGUAGAAGUUGAAGAAGAUGGCCAGUUAAAGUCUUUAACAAUAAAUGGUGUAGCUGACGAAGAGGCCCUGGCAGAGGAAUGCAGACGCCGAGGACAAAACGCUUUGCCUUUCCAGCCGACUACUGUCCGGUCUCCAAAGUCCCUCAAGCCAGCCACCUACCCCAAGCAUGUCUUUCACAUUAAUAACGAUGAGGAUGAUGACUUGGUCAUGACUGGAUGGGAGUCUCCCUUUUAUUCAUCAGGACACAAAGAAGUCAACAAGAGGAAGAAGCAGAAGCUGAGGGAGGAGCAGAAGAAGAAGAAGUCGGCCAAGGCGCCUUACUAAAAUGGACUGCGAUGCCCUAAAACACCGAACCCCCCCCCCCGUG
This is a messenger RNA of Gekko japonicus, 1208 nucleotides long. It is a transcript of the gene DNAJB6, whose product is annotated as DnaJ heat shock protein family (Hsp40) member B6. Lineage: Eukaryota; Metazoa; Chordata; Lepidosauria; Squamata; Gekkonidae. The record is from RefSeq and is a predicted model, not a curated record. The coding region runs from base 203 to 1165 and encodes 320 amino acids. Gene Ontology annotation, biological process: protein refolding; positive regulation of proteasomal ubiquitin-dependent protein catabolic process. The transcript is spliced from 10 exons. Gene Ontology annotation, cellular component: endoplasmic reticulum membrane; cytosol. Gene Ontology annotation, molecular function: ATPase activator activity; Hsp70 protein binding.